AUGGCUGAAGUUACUCAAGAAGGUAUCAAAACAUCCGGUGGCAAUGCCGCCUUCCACAACUAUGUCAACGAUUUUGCCCAUAUCACCGACCCUUAUGAACGUCGCCGUCUCGCUCUCGAAAAAAUUGACAAUGCCUCCUUUGGCUGGUAUCACGUUCGCGCCAUUUGUGUCGCCGGUAUCGGUUUCAUGACUGACUCUUUUGACAUUUUCGCCAUUAAUAUUGCUACCUCCAUUUUUGUUUACGUCUACUGGGGUUACGGCACUGACCACAAGGGUAAAAUGCCUUCCUCCACUCAAACUCUCAUCAAGGUCUCCACUUCUGUCGGUACUGUCAUUGGUCAGCUUCUCUUUGGCUGGAUUGCUGAUGUCGUUGGCCGUAAGAAGAUUUACGGUGUUGAACUCAUGAUUAUUAUUGCUGCUACUAUCGGUCAAACUAUGACGGGUGAGUCAAAGGCUAUUAACUUUGUUGCUGUUUUGGUAUUCUGGCGUAUUGUCAUGGGUAUUGGUAUCGGUGGUGACUACCCUCUCUCUUCCAUUAUUACUUCUGAGUUUGCUACUACCAAGUGGAGAGGUGCUAUCAUGGCUGCUGUCUUUGCCAACCAAGGUUGGGGUCAGCUUCUCGGUGGUAUUGUUUCUGUCAUUUGCGUUGCUGGUUACAGAGAUGCUCUUGAGUAUGCUGAGGGUUACUCUGAGUGCGACCACAGAUGCCAAAAGGCAUGUGACCAGAUGUGGCGUAUUCUUAUCGGUUUUGGUGCUGUCCCUGCCAUUGCUGCUCUUUACUUUCGUCUUACCAUUCCUGAAACCCCCCGUUACACUUUUGACGUUUCCCGUGAUAUUGAAAAGGCUGCUGCCGACUCUGGCCAAUUUGUUUCAGGUGCCAUUGGUAACGCUCCUGAUGCUGAUGUAAAUGAGCUUCGCGAAACUGCUACCCACGAGGAGGAGUAUGAACCCCCUAAAGCUUCUUGGAAGGACUUCUGGGCUCACUUUGGUCAAUGGAAACACGGAAAGAUUCUCCUUGGUACUGCCGGCUCUUGGUUUUUCCUCGAUGUUGCUUACUAUGGUCUCGGUCUUAACAACUCUGUCAUUCUCGCCACUAUUGGUUACGCCGGUCAAACCAAUGUUUACAGAAACUUGCACAACAUUUCCGUCGGUAACAUUAUCAUUACCUGUGCUGGUGCCAUUCCCGGUUACUGGUUCUCUGUCGCUACUCUUGAUAUCGUUGGUCGUAAACCUGUUCAGCUGUUAGGUUUCAUUAUCUUGACUAUUUUGUUUUGCAUUAUUGGUUUUGCUUACCACAAACUUCCCAGUGGUGGUCUUUUCGCUCUUUACAUUCUCUGUCAGCUUUUCUGCAACUGGGGUCCUAACACCACCACUUUCAUUGUUCCUGGUGAGAUUUUCCCUACUCGUUACAGAUCCACUGCCCACGGUAUGUCUGCUGCUUCCGGUAAGGUUGGUGCCAUUAUUGCCCAGUGUGUCUUGGGUCCUCUGAUUAACCACAACUGUCCCAAGAAGGACAACUGUUGGCUUAACCACGUCAUGGAGAUUUUUGCUCUUUUCAUGCUUUGCGGUAUUGGUACUACUCUCCUUAUCCCUGAGACUAAGCGCCAGACUCUUGAGGAACUUUGCGAGAAGCACCAUGGUGAAAUUGAUAUUGCUAAGCAGCGGUACCAGCAAGCCCAAGCCAAUCUUGUUGCUUCUGAUGAUGGCAGCAAUGAGAAGAUGGUUUAA
Magnusiomyces paraingens is the source of this 1728-nucleotide messenger RNA. RefSeq lists its product as uncharacterized. Gene Ontology annotation, cellular component: membrane. Gene Ontology annotation, biological process: transmembrane transport; phosphate ion transport. Gene Ontology annotation, molecular function: phosphate transmembrane transporter activity. The transcript has a single exon. Bases 1 to 1728 code for a protein of 575 amino acids. Lineage: Eukaryota; Fungi; Ascomycota; Dipodascomycetes; Dipodascales; Dipodascaceae. The record is from RefSeq and is a predicted model, not a curated record.